AUGUGGACUCUCAACUAUCUGCCUUUUGCUCUCUCAAUAUACUUCUCGCUUACUGCAGCCGAGCCCACUCAAACUGACUUCCUAUCGCCUCGGGCAGGAAGAGCUAUCGAGUUAAACCAGGGCUGGAAAAAGCUUAACGAUUCAGUUCUUUCCAAACCAUAUGAUCCAAACAGAUAUCCUCAUGGGAUCAUCAAUUUAGGACUCGCCGAAAAUUGGCUGAUUCAAAAGGAACUCAGCGAGUAUCUCAUGCAUAAUUUCACCAUCGAUCCGCUUUACCACUUAACCUACGGCCAGGGAGCGGCCGCCUCUCCCCAUCUUCGCAAGUCUCUUGCAAAGUUCAUUAAUAAUUAUUUCCAUCCUUAUAAAAAUGUCUCCGAAUAUGAAAUCAUCGUUGCAUCGGGUGUUACUUCGCUAAUUGACUCAAUCGCAUGGAACACGUGCAGCGACAACGAGAGCAUCAUUAUUCCUCAACCGUUAUAUAACGGGUUUCCAACGGAUAUACGACUGCGCAGUGAAACGAAGCUGCUAAACGCAUCUUUUCUUUGGGAUAAUCAUAACUAUACUUUGGACGACGUAUUUGAUCCGGUUAUGAUUAGAAAAUCGCUGGAUCGGGCGUGGAACGAAAAAAAUGGUACUGUUCGAGGUAUUGUUAUUGCGAAUCCGCAUAACCCAUUAGGACGCUGUUAUUCCGAAGAAGCACUGAAAGAAAUUGCCCACUUCUGCGGUGAACACAAAAUCCACUUUAUUUCAGAUGAAAUCUACGCCAACUCCGUCUUCGAUAAUGACAAAGUGUCAGACCCUACGCUUUUCACGUCAGUCCUCUCACUUAAUCUGACCGACAUUAUUGACGAGAAUUUAGUCCAUGUCAUGUAUGGGAUGAGCAAGGACUUUGGGGCAAGCGGACUUCGCCUCGGUGUUCUGCAUUCACGUAAUAAAAAUAUGACUCAGGCUGCUUAUGGCGUCAACCUAUUCUCAUGGCCCUCCUACCUCGCCCAAGACAUGUGGGCCCGUCUCCUUGACGACGAGACAGCGACGCAUAAUUUCCUCAAUAAGAACAGUGCUCGUCUUGCAGACGCCUACAGGAAUGUUACCGCGUGGCUUGAGGAUAAGAACAUCAUGUAUUACCAGGGCGGAAAUGCGGGACUCUUCGUCUGGGCCAAGCUCCUUCCAAAUUUAACUAGUAUUACACCUGGCCAGCUUGUGGAUGCUUGCCGUGCGCAUGGGGUUAAUAUUGGAGAUGGACAAAAUUUCCUUCCAGAGGUUACAGAGACUGGAUGGUUCCGGAUUACCUUUUCGUAUCCUCCGGACAUGUUGUGGCUCGGAUUGCAGCGGUUGGAGAAGACUUUGAAGAAGUUAGGAAUAAUCACUGCUUAA
Molecule: messenger RNA, 1374 nt
Organism: Aspergillus tanneri
Lineage: Eukaryota; Fungi; Ascomycota; Eurotiomycetes; Eurotiales; Aspergillaceae
Exons: 7
Coding region: 1-1374 (457 amino acids)
Biological process (GO): biosynthetic process; amino acid metabolic process
Molecular function (GO): pyridoxal phosphate binding; transaminase activity
Source: RefSeq, a predicted model, not a curated record